GGCUUCUGGGUAGUCCGGCCCUGUUGGAACUGUUGGUUUGUCGCCAUUCAAAUCCUCCUUUGGCCGCUGUUGCAGGCGAACAGGCAUGUUUUCGACACCCUUCCGCUUUAGAAUCUCGUCUAUAUGUGUGUCAGUGAUGAGUCCUCCAUGUUGUUUUACCUCUCCCAGGAUCUCUUCUUCCAACACGGCACCACCAGCGGUUUGUGCAACCGUCAUCCAAGCCUGUCCCAGAUACGUAUAUCUGGUCUGGCGGAAAAAGAACCAUAGAACGAUGCCGAUCAUAAUAAAAUGGCAUAUCACCAUGCCUAGCACGACGAAGAAACCCCAUGCUUGCAUCGGUCGAUUGACAAUCUUGAAAUCUGCACGUUGCACGACAGAACGGGCGUCGAACUCCGGCAGCUUGAGGUAGUAGACAUUCGCAGCCAUGACCGUACAUAGACUCUGCAAUGCAAAAGCGACCGA
This is a messenger RNA of Exophiala dermatitidis NIH/UT8656, 462 nucleotides long. RefSeq lists its product as uncharacterized. NCBI's taxonomy places the organism in Eukaryota, Fungi, Ascomycota, Eurotiomycetes, Chaetothyriales, Herpotrichiellaceae. The record is from RefSeq and is a predicted model, not a curated record. The transcript has a single exon. Bases 86 to 409 code for a protein of 107 amino acids.